Molecule: messenger RNA, 3318 nt
Organism: Bactrocera oleae (olive fruit fly)
Lineage: Eukaryota; Metazoa; Arthropoda; Insecta; Diptera; Tephritidae
Source: RefSeq, a predicted model, not a curated record
GUGCAAGAAAAUUUCAACUUGUAAAAAAAAAUUGAAGAUAUCAGGUCGUUAACUCGGAACUGCUAUUUUUGAAGCAAAAGCCUUUGUUCUGCGCCAUCUAAACAAACUAUAACUAUAACAAUAGCUGAGUAGCGAGUAUUGAUCUCUUAACUCAUUGCUGAAUCAAUAUUUUUCUGCCGUUUUAGUUUAGUUUAGUUUAAGAUAUAGCCACCGAAAAAUGAGUCAGCCGACAAUACGAAUUGAUUUAAAGAAAGUGCAGGCGAAAUAAGAGUCAGUAUUUAUGGUAGAUAUAGCUACUUUUUUGGUGCUUGUUUUCAGACCACUGCUGUGGUUUAAUGGUGUUACGUGAAACUAUGUGUAGUGCAAUGACCGAAUGAAUCUAUUUUGGAUGAAUCUCCAAGGACUUAUGAUUGUCACCGCAAGGACCUUGUUUUGGAACUGGGUCAACACAGACGGCUAUAACUUUGGAAAUUAAAAUUUUUUUUUUGAAAUUUUCGUGACUUCAAGUUAAAACAUAUUACUACUUUUGUAAAAUAACAUGAUUUAUUAGCAAAAAAAAUUUCUGAAAAUUCUUGACUGAAUUGUUUUAAACUAGCAAACCAGCUGUACCAGCGGUACAAAAUUACAAACUGCCAGUUUAAAACUUGUAAUGAAAACUAACAAGAUGGGCCCAUGCCCUUGUAGAUAGUGAGAAGAUAAAUUUAUUGCUACUAUGCUCGUGUGAAAGCUACAUACAUAUAUCUUUGUAUUCAUCAAGAAAAUUUGAACGUUCCUACUCAAAAGAUAACAAUUGCAUUUAUUUAGUUCAAAUUCUGCAUAAAACACUGAAUUAUUUCAGCGUAAAAAGACGCUGAAACUCAUAGAUCGAAAUCUGGAUUUGAAGUGGUUAAUUAAAAGAAACGAUUUGCUUCUUAUUUCUUAUCAGAAAUAUAUACACACAUAUUCCAUACACCCAUCUAACGCUAUAAGUAUAUAGAAGAGAAAAAAUAGUCAGGCCCAUAACAUGCAUACGUCGCUUAUGUAGCAGUUCUUCAUUCAAGUUAUACCAUCGGAGGCUAAUCAAUGUGCAUUUUUGCACGCACCGGUACUACUUCGCGCUGUUUGAACAAGCGGAACAAUAACAAAAAGAAAAUAACAUAAUGAUAUUGAAGAGCAACACAACGCAGCUGAUAAACGCGCUUUUAUCAACACAUAACCUCACUUCUACCUGAGACCGCGGCAUUGAUAAAAAGACGAGGCAACAAUUUUGAUGUUACAACCAUAAUAUCAUAUCAGCAAACAAUGUUUGCUAGACAAACGCGAUUCAAAACCGUAUGCUAGCAACGUGCAAGCAUCCACUUGGCACGUUGCUGAACCGUCAAUGUGAUCUUCUUCAACUUUAAUUAUUUUGAUUUAUCUGAGCAACAUUUUGAUGAUAAACAAACAGAAAAAGGGCACAUUCACGACAUAGAUAGAAGAGCGAAGCUAGUUCAGCUAUCUAGAAUUGAUAUGAACGGCAAAAAUAUGGUUAAUUAUCACUUUGUGUAAGAGUCUAAGUACUAUUUAACCCAUAUUCAAAGACUUUGACCAACUAACGUUUUCAUUUAGUUGCCAACAAUCGGGCGAACCGCACCGGAAAUAUGUUCGUUUUCGGUUUAUUGCUUCUGCUCCUCGGCGCCGACUUUGGCGCAUCACAAAACGCUCAAAGCUUCGACAGUCUCACGACGUCCAUUGCCGGUCUGGAACAAUUGAUCGAGACGGAAGCAUAUUUGAUACAAAAUUUGGAAAACUACGCGAAAGCACUGGAAGAAAAGUUACUUGUCAUUCGCAGCCUCAUUACUAACCUUCGCGCAGAAAAUGACAAGGCACAGAAGAAUCCUGGCUACUACAUAUCAAUUCCUACAAAUGUAUUCUCUUUGGUACGCCGGUUGCAGAAGGACUGGACUUAUUUGGACAUCUAUAUGAAACAAAGCGUUGGUCAAGAGCAAAUUAAAGCUCUACACGAGUAUUGGUACCAUUUGCCUAAGGAAAACGAUUGGGGCGAGGCGGUAAACGGAAUCAGCCGACUACAAGACACAUACGAUCUUAAAACAGAAGACCUCACAAAUGGUAUAAUUAAUGGCAAAACGUACGACACAAAAUUGUCGGCACUCGAUUGCUACGCAUUGGGUUUCGAGCUGUUCAGUAGGAGCGAUUAUUUAGGCGCUGGAUUAUGGCUUUAUUCCGCAAUCAGUUUGUACGAAGAAGAUGCGUUGUUAAGAUUGCAUGACUUGAGCAGAGAAAAAAUUAUGGAGCUGUAUGCCGAAACUCUUCUGAAACAAUAUCGCUAUCAGGAUGCUCUGACAAUGUUUAAUGUGAUAUUGAGUAUACCUUCGUCGAAGCCGAACUCGGAGCUACAGCGCCGGAAAAAUGACGUGGAAUUGCACAUUAAAACCUAUAAUCCACAACCAAUACCGUACACGAAAAGCCCGCCAAGCAAUUACCAACUUGGCUGUCGUGGCGCAUUUUCAAAUGAACUAUCGAAGCUCUAUUGCGUCUACAAUACGACCACCACAGCUUUCAUUAAAUUGGCUCCCUUGAAAAUGGAAAUCCUAAGCCUUGAUCCGUACUUGGUUAUUUACCACGACGUUAUGAGCGACGAGGAAAUCGCAACGCUUCAGCGUAUGGCCCAACCGGUUUUGAGGCGUGCCACCGUGUAUAGUGAAGAACGCAAAUUGAGCGAGGUUGUUGCCGGGCGCACCUCAAAAUUUGCUUGGUUCUAUGAUGGUACAAAUGAGGUAACAACUCGCGUUAAUAAACGAAUUGAAGAUAUGACUGGAUUUGAACUUAACGGCUCGGAAAUGUUGCAAGUGAUGAAUUAUGGACUUGGUGGACACUAUGCUACGCAUUUCGAUUUCUUCAAUGUCUCCAUGACGACUGAUAUUGUGGCGAUGCAUGGUGACCGUAAGGCAACGGUACUCUUUUACAUGAGUGAUGUGGACCAAGGCGGCGCUACCGUGUUUCCAAAUAUAAAAACUGCGGUCUUUCCCAAAAAGGGCACGGCUAUCGUGUGGUAUAACCUCAAUAAUCGGUUCGAGGCUGAUUAUAAAACUCUGCAUGCCGGUUGUCCAGUUAUAGUUGGCUCUAAGUGGGUGACCAACAAAUGGAUACGUGAGCGAAACCAAAUGUUCCGAUUGCCCUGCUAUAAAGAAUAGUUUAAUUAAAAAUACUUGUAGUAUACAUGUUUAGACUCGAAAAAUUAUUUUUUUUUUUUAAAACUCAGUUGUAUAAAUAAAUACGAAUAAAAUCGAAGUGGCAAAGUCUUAAUAUUAUAGUAAGGUCCUUCAGUAGUAAGUUCGG